Messenger RNA from Hemibagrus wyckioides, 4094 nucleotides. RefSeq names its product tweety family member 1 (gene ttyh1). The record is from RefSeq and is a predicted model, not a curated record. Bases 718 to 2472 code for a protein of 584 amino acids. Gene Ontology annotation, cellular component: plasma membrane; smooth endoplasmic reticulum membrane. The transcript is spliced from 16 exons. NCBI's taxonomy places the organism in Eukaryota, Metazoa, Chordata, Actinopteri, Siluriformes, Bagridae. Gene Ontology annotation, molecular function: volume-sensitive chloride channel activity; intracellularly calcium-gated chloride channel activity.
UAUUUCCCUCUAUAACAUCUCAGAGGGAGCUAAGCACACAGCCUUUAUUACACCAUAUUCGCACGCAGUCGUGCGAUUUUAUUCACUAUUUUUCACGUAUGACUUUUUAUUUAAAUAUAUAUAUAUAUAUAUAUAUUUUCUAAGAGACUAAAUAUCGUGUUUGAACUCGGUGCUUGUGAAAUUACAAAGGGAUUAGAAGAAGCAAUCUCGCCGCCAUCCCGGAUGCUGCUGAGUGCCAUGAUGAAGUUGGUGUUGCAGGACUGAUGCCUUUCUGAGGAGCUUCUUAUCCAAGCACUAAACACAUUCUUCAGUCAUUUUGUCACUGCAAAUCCGUCGUUUUUUCCAAAUUAGCACACGCCUUUCUUAUCGUCUUCUGUCUGCGAGUAGCCUGUCUACUCCAGCUGAUAUUAAAAACAGUGAAUCUCCGUUGAAACGCGCUGCUUUUUUCUCACUAAUGCCGCGACGCCUGUCACUUAUUAUGCUUCUAUUCACAAGGCAAACAAAGCGACUCGUCGGUCAGCGGUACAUUUCCCUGAGUGGCAUCUAAUCGAAAAUACACUGAUCGAGACAGGGGGACAACGGGAAACUUCCGAAAGUACAAUUAAAGCAGGUUGUCAGCAUCAUGGCAAGGUCUAGCCAGGAGAGGUGAAAUGUUGAUAUGAUGCGGCUGUUCUUCUUCAGCAAGAGCUUCUCUGUUAUAGGCGGUCAUCAGGACUAAUGGCUGCCAUCGAGACCAUUCCCAGUUACAGCCCUUCAAUAUGGGUACAGAUGUGCCACGCGCUCCCUCGCUUCGAUCUGACCAUGCAGAUGCGAGACAACGUAUUCACACCUGACAGCUGGGAAUACCAACAGACUCUCCUGGUUCUGUCCAGUGUUUCAGCCAUCGCUCUCAUCCUCUCGCUUCUUGUUGUCCUCUCCUUCCUUAUUCACUACUGCUGCUGUCACCGCGGUGAUGCAGGCAGGGACGAGGAUGAGGAAGAUGACGAUGCCAGUGGUGGUCAUGGAUACGGUGGCAGGAAGGGGCGGCGCAUUUGCUGUGUCACAUGGGUGUCUGUGGCAGCUGUGACACUGUGCUGUGUUGCUAUAGGCUUUGGUUUCUACGGUAACAGCGAGGCGAACGACGGGAUGUAUCAGUUGACCUCGUCUCUGCUCACUGCCAAUCACACACUGUUUUCCAUCGAUAUGCUGGUUUCAGACACCGUAACAGCUCUGCGGCAGUCCAUCUCAAGCCCCUUGACCUCGCUGGAGAAUGUGUUUGGAACAAAUAGACCUGCUCUGGUGUCCACUCGGUCCUGCAGACGUCUGUCUGAGCGUGUGAUGUCCCUUCUCUCCUCCCUCACUCUAGGAAAAGGGCUGAGCUCUGUCAAUUUUAAUGCAAGUGAUGGCAUGGUGGGGGUCGUGACCCCAGUUUUCCCCUCUAUGCCCCAGGCUGUGAUCUCCAGCUCAAACAGUGCCCCUGCACCCUUCUCCCCAGGGUGGGCAGCGAGCACACUCAUGGUGAAUGAAGACUACAGGUGGCUCUCCUAUGUACUGCUGCUUCUUUUGGAUCUGGUGGUGUGUCUAUUUAUUCUUCUAGGCUUGGCCAAACAGGCCCGAUGGCUCCUCAUUCUGAUGACAAUACUGGCCUGGUUGGCUCUGUUUUUGAGUUGGGGUUCUCUUGGCUUGGAGACAGCCACAGUGGUGGCACUCAGUGAUUUUUGCUUUGACCCAAACACAUUUGUUCUCAACUCUACACACUUUAAUGCCGGGACAAGUACAGAAAUCCUGGAUUACUACUUGACCUGCAGCAGAAAAAUGACCAGCCCCUUCCAGCAGCUGCUGACCCAGUCCCAGAGAGCUUUGUCUAGCAUUCACACCCACCUCUCCAGUUUAGAGAGAGAUUAUCUCCCACGCUUCCCCAAAGCAGACAAGCCGCUGAGGGAGGUGCAGCAGAUGCUCAACUCUACCGAGGGAAAUUUCCACCAGCUGGUGGCGCUGCUCAACUGCCGAAGCCUCAACAAGGACUACAUGGACUCUCUGAAAGGUCUGUGCUAUGAUGGGAUGGAGGGAUUGCUCUAUCUCUCUCUGUACUCAUUCCUCUCUGCUCUGGCUUUCACUGCCAUCCUUUGCUCCCUUCCUGGAGCCUGGAGGAGCUUUUCCAGAGACUCAGAGGAGUAUGACGACUCGGACAGCGAGAGCGAGGACCCCUUCACGUCCCAUCAGGCACGUAGACAGACGGCCAGGGGGUCCCAGCGCGGGGCCUUGCCCCCCUUCUAUAGUUACCAGGGGGCUGGCUGGACAUCCCCCUUUUCUAGUGCACCUCCGUUGCCGACUCCAAACACUUCCUCCAAUGGCAACCCUGGUUAUGAGAGCCUGCCUCUGAGUGACAGGCAGUCCCCACCCCCCUCUUACUCUCCCAGCAUGCUGACAGGCUAUACGGGUAGUCAAUCACACCCCAACCCUGCCCAUUCAAGGAACCUGUACUCGCGCUAAUUUGUAUGUAUAGUAUUAAAAAAAAUGAUAUAUCUCUAUAUAUAUAGCAAAUGUUUAGUUUUAAUAUGGAUGGACACUUUACUGAGAGACUAAUUUAAAAGACAUUGGAAUGCUAGAUGUGUUAAAAAAAAAAAAAAAAAAACCUGCAGGACGUCAGGACCAGUGCGAUUUUAAAAGAAGAAAGAACCAAACGAAAGUUUGAUAUGAGUCUGAAUUGUGUAAGACGCCCCAACCUGUUCAGUGUCUUGUUGACUGGAGACAGGAAAGCGGAUGGUACUGACGUUACCAGGUUGACGUUACUUUAUUACUCUAUUUUUAAAUGUAUUACUACUUUGUUUUGGAGGUUUUUUAUAUUGUAUGCUAAGUCACAAACACAUGAAAAUAAUGGCACAAUUUUUCUGUAUGACAGCUCAAUGGGCACUGGAGUUUUGUUUUGUUUUGUUUUCUAAAUAUUUGACCUUUUUUUUUCUAUAUAUAUAUAUAUAUAUAUAUAUAUAUAUAUAUAUAUAUAUAUAUUAUAUAUAGAUGGCUAUUGUGUAUUAUCUUGCAUACCCUCUGAUACUAUAUAAAAUACCACAUUACUAUAUGAUACGAAUAUAGUAUAUUCACUGUAAAUUCUGUAUGUUUGAGGGUUAAUGCACUUUGAUGCUCAAAAAUAAGGACGAUAACGAGAGAGCUACGGUUGUUCCAGCCUCUCAAGCUUCGGCUACGUACAGAAAUAAAAAUUUCCCCGACAGCAUUGCAGCCAAACAACGUCUGCCACUGACUGCAGUGCAGUAGCCAUAAUGUACACAGCAAUAAUACUGUUUUCUUAAUGAUGAAGCACACGUCUGCAAAUUAGGGUCAAUGUUCUAAAAAACAAUAUAUCUGUAGAAAUAAUGUUACAGCUUAAAAAUGAUUUAGAAAUAAAUAAAAUCAUUCCUAAUAAAUCACCUAAUAAAAAUCUAAUCUAAUAUAUAAAUAAAAAAUAUAUAUAUUGAUAACAGUUGUUUAAAAUUAUAAAUAGAUUGUCCAUCUAAUAUAAAUCAUAAUUUAUUUAUGACCUAUAGAGAAAGUGAAUAUUCCUGCAAAAUAUUCAGUGGUCCAAUGCACAAAUUUGUGCAAAUGUGCCUAUUUUUAUUUUCACGUUUCUACAAAUAAUUACAUUUUUACGUGUAAAGUAAUACUAUACAGAUUGAUCAUUGAAGUAAAAAAAAAUAUCUGCAUUUAUUUUGGCCUGAUAAUGUCAGUCUCAACCAGGCAAAUUUACUGUCAAGUCAUUUAUUUUUAAUAACAUCAGAAGUUCUAGUGAUAGGUUUUGUUCACAGAUUAGUGCUAAAUGUGCUGACUAGUUGAAGUGUAUCCACCCUAAUUUGCAGGAUUGUUCUCUCACUUGAAACAAGUAAGAAACAAACACUGUGUGUUAUGUCGGUGUGUGUGUGUGGGGGUGAUUCAGGGUCCUCUUGAGAUGUUCUGUGUGUAUGUAUACACAUAUAAAUAUACUCAAUUUGCCAUUGCAUUAAUCCUGCCCUUUCCUAUCCUACUCUUAUUAAUCCAAUAGCCCUGUGUUUCUAUGGUUUUAAUGCUCCUUUGAAUGGCCUACUUUUUCACUACUGAGACUAAAUAAAAAUAAAACUAACAAA